UACUAGGCAACAUUAAGAAAGAGAGUCGGUUGGUUGGGGUUCGGUUUCUUCCGCGGCAAACUAGACCCGGGCGAGGUCCGAACCCACCAAAGUCGUCAGAUCCAGAGCUGGUCGAAGAAGACAGGAACAAACAAAUAGCCGCGGCGGUGAAGAAGAGAGGACUGCAGCUGAGCGAGCGGGCUUCUGCCUUUGGCCACUUGAUACUUCUUAAGAGCAGCUGUCUUCUCCGUCCUCUGUCGUCCCUCGUUCGUCCGGCCUCCGGGCGGGAUCUCCACGCCCUUGAUUGGAACUACUGAAGCUAAAAAAAUUCCCCAUUUCUACUUCCUCCGACUACGACUCCGGGCAUCCUGAAUUCCGAUUCUUGGUUCUCGUUUCGUUUGGUUUCCAAUUGAUGCUGUUGAGUUUGUGUGAUUUGUGAAUCUAAACCCAAUGUCAAAACCCUCGCCCAACAGAAUCGUCCAAGGUCUUCUCCGGCUCCACUACUCUCGCUCCCCCGCCGGCGGCUCAUCUCGGGUUCCACUUCCGGCAGGCUCGCUCGCUCGACCUCACUCCAGUCCUUCCCAGUUCUCUACUUCCACUUCCCAUCCCUCUUCCCUCAAGUUCUCUCCAUUUGCUUCACAACCCGCGUCCUCAACUCUGCCAAAGCUCCCGAAUCCUUCGACUUCGUUCCUUGCCAGGACUUACUGCUAUGGCCUUCGUCACUACUCAUUCAAAGCUCCUUCUAGUGUGGGGAAAAGGGUCGGCGGAGAGUUCGCCAAACGGGCAUUUGAGAAGCCGGCCGAGGCUGUGACCUCUGUUCUGUCUAAGUACCGUCAAGCCUUAGGUCUCCACUUGGAUGCUUUCUGGAAGAGGAAUUCUCUUUUCCUGUUUGGGGUUGGAGCAGUCGUGCUGUGUGCUUUGCUAUGGAGGGUUAUGUUUGGGAUUGCCAACACGUUUGUUCAUCUCUCUGAAGGCAUGGCCAAGUAUGGCUUUCUCGCCCUUUCAGCUGCAAUCGUUGCCUUUGCUGGUCUAUACGUUCGCUCAAGACUUACAAUUAACCCUGAUAAGGUUUAUAGAAUGGUUAUGACACGGCUAAAUACAGAUGCCGGGAUUUUGGAAGUCAUGGGUGCUCCUCUUGCUGGAACUGACUUAAGAGCUUAUGUGAUGUCAGGGGGAGGGAUUAGAAUGAAGAAUUUCAAGCCAACACGUAGCAACAAACGUUGUUUUCUCAUCUUCCCAGUUCAAGGAUCGGAGAGAAAAGGUCUAGUCAGCGUUGAAGUUAAGAAGAAAAAGGGCCAGUAUGAUAUGAGGUUAUUGGCAGUUGACAUCCCAAUGGCAUCAGGACCUGACCAGCGACUGUUUUUGAUUGGAGAUGAAGAAGAAUACAAAGUUGGUGGUGGGAUCAUAGGCGAGCUACGAGAUCCUGUGAUCAGAGCUAUGUCUGCUACCAAGGAAUUCGAUGAUCUCGACCAAAUAGAGGAAGAGGAGGAUGCCGAGAGAGAGCUUCAGGAGGCUGAGAGGAAGCGGCAGGAAGAAAUCGAAAAGCUCGAGAAGGAUGGCUCAUCAUAGUUCUGCUGGGUUCUUUUCUCAUCAUUUUUUCUUUUUUGCGCACCGCCAGAAUCGUCUGUGUCCUUUUUGGUCUUGAGCAGAGUUGAGUUUUUUCACGACUACGCCCCAUCGUUCCAACAGCCACCCCAUGAAAGGUUUUGUUUCAAGUUGAGGUGUCCAAACUGUUAAUAAAUGCGUUGAUAGUUGAUACAAUCCAACAGAAGCAAUUUGUAGCUAUGUUCCAGAAAGAAGAAAGGGGACCAUUCAUGAACUCUUUUUCCCUUCGUUGCUAGGCCGUUAUCUAACUAUGUCAUUCUUGCUGAAUUUUAUUCAAAUUCGAUCAGUGCCAUCAAUUUUUCUG
Molecule: messenger RNA, 1888 nt
Organism: Linum tenue
Lineage: Eukaryota; Viridiplantae; Streptophyta; Magnoliopsida; Malpighiales; Linaceae
Source: the annotation of a GenBank genome assembly